CUUCUUGCAUGUAGGAGUGUGUGGCUUAAACAUUCUUAGUUCUGUCCCCUGGGCAUCUCGGCAUCACUGUUGGAGGAGCCAUCAUGUUUUGGCGGGUCUGCACCCUGCACCUGUCCUGUCUCCUUACCAUUACCAUGUGUCUCAGCAACUCUGCUGCUGGGGUGUGGCAUGAUGUUGGGAGGCGUGGCUUCUCAGUGGUUUGGAACAUGCCUACUUCAAGAUGUGAGCAUCGCUAUGGUGUUUUACUACCCCUGCAGAAGUAUGGAAUCAUAUACAAUGUGCAGCAGCGAUUUCUAGGUGAGAAUAUAAGUCUGUUUUAUGAGCGCCGUCUUGGUUUGUACCCCUACGUUAAACACCAGGACUUGAUCAAUGGUGGGAUACCUCAAGGGGGCAGUCUGGAGGGUCACCUCGCAUUGGCUGAAAAUCAGCUCCGUGUACGUUUAAGGAAGAACUUCAAAGGCUUGGCUGUGCUGGACUGGGAGGCAUGGCAACCUCUGUGGAGACAGAACUAUGGAAGACGCAAGGUCUAUAAGAAGCUAUCGAAACAGUUUGUGAGAGAGAGAUUUCCAGAAAUGUCUGAGGAGGAUGUGACAUCACUGGCAAAGCUGGAGUUUGAGCAAGAAGCAAGAGCAUUUAUGGAAGAAACACUGCAACUUGGAGUUCAUGUUUGCCCCAGGGGGUUAUGGGGGUUUUAUGGGUUCCCUGGUUGUUAUAACUACCAUGGAGCCAAGCACAGUGGGUACACAGGGCAGUGCAAACCCAGCACAGAGAUGAUGAAUGACAGACUAGCAUUUUUAUGGCAACAUUCCACUGCACUUUACCCAAGUGUGUAUGUGAGUCGCAGGUUAGCAGGACACCCAAACACAAGGCUCAUGAUGAGACAUCGCAUACUAGAGGCACUCCGAGUGGCUUUCCAGCAUGCAACUCGUUCUCACCCAAUCCCUGUUCUACCUUACGCUAGAGUGGCCUUCAUACAUACUCUGCAGUUCCUAAACCAGACAGAUCUGGAGCACACACUGGGAGAAGCUGCAGCUCUAGGGGCAGCUGGGGUGGUGCUGUGGGGGGAGCUACGUUUUGCCAAGUCCAAGGAGCAGUGUGCUCUCCUCCGUGAUUACAUCAGCUCAGUCCUUGGUGUAUAUGUGGAGGCACUGAAUCGCGGCACAGUGCGCUGCAGUGAGCGUGUGUGUCAUGGUAACGGUCGCUGUGCCAGACGCAACCCUCACUCUGGUCACAUGAUUCCCAUGCUUCAGAACGAAACUGAACCUGCCCAGGACCUACGGUCGCAGUUCAGAUGCAUGUGUUACGAAGGGUGGAGAGGUGCACAGUGCGAGAACACUACCAAACGUGUGUGAAGCAAGAAAGCAACAGAAUGUUGGGUACCAAGAUGCAUUCUGUCUGCUGUUAAUUUUAACAUGACAAAGAAGUAUC
Electrophorus electricus (electric eel) is the source of this 1428-nucleotide messenger RNA. RefSeq names its product hyaluronidase 3 (gene hyal3). Lineage: Eukaryota; Metazoa; Chordata; Actinopteri; Gymnotiformes; Gymnotidae. Gene Ontology annotation, molecular function: hyalurononglucosaminidase activity. Gene Ontology annotation, biological process: hyaluronan catabolic process; carbohydrate metabolic process. The record is from RefSeq and is a predicted model, not a curated record. Gene Ontology annotation, cellular component: acrosomal vesicle.